AUGUCGGUCGCGCCGGCGGUGAAGCGCGAGCUGGAGUUGGAGGGCGGCGGCGGCAGCCCGGGCCGCAAGCGGCGCAAGCAGGCCGCGCCUGUGCGCGCUGCGCCCGCGCCGCUGCCCGCGCCGCCGCUCGACCUGCACGCCAAGAUGGCCGACAUCUACAAGAGCGCGCUCGCCUUCGGGGAGCUUACCCUCCCCGCCUUUGAUCCCCUCGCCGCCUUCCGCCUGCUCCCCCGACACGAUCCACCUCGCAUAUUCAACCCCGAAGCCUACUGCGACCUCUGCUGCAAGGAGUUCUGCAAUAAAUAUUUCCUGAAGACCCACAGGGCUAACAAACACGGGAUCUACGACGGGAACGACCCGCAGCCCGCGGCCCCGCCCCCCGCGCAUCCGUCACCACCGCGGCGAGCUUCAGAUGAGGAGUCAGGAGGGACUCCAAGACGUUUGUCGCCGGACUCAGCGAGACGCGCGCGCGAAUCCGGAUUUGCGCCUGAUGCGUUGAGGAGACUUGGUGUCGUCAAUCCCGAAGCGUUUUGUGAGAUAUGCUGCAAGGAGUACUGCAACAAAUACUUUCUGAGAACGCACCGGGAGCGAAGGCACGGGGUGCCGCCGCUAAGAUCGCCCGUCGAGCGUUCGCCCACAGGGACAACUCCGCCGAACAUGCUCGGCACUCCGCUCGGGACCCCGCUAGGCACGCCACUGCCGACGCCGCUCGCCACUCCACCGGCUUUAUCCGCUCCACCGCCGGACACACCACCCCGGUCGCAUUCCCUACCUCCGCCGUACGAUACAGAGGAGAUAACGGAAGUCAAACGCGAAUGCGAAGAAGAGCUAGAGCAGGCGCUGCGUGACGGGCAGACGAGUCCUUUGAACCUUAUAGUGGAAGAGCGUGGGGUGUCGUCCCCAGGGUCGGCAAGCGAGGAGCUGCGCAAGCUACAGACGAUGAUAUCGCAGCUCAACGAGCUGGCGGCGGAGCGGCUGGCGGAGGAGCCUGGCGAGCAGCCGCGGCCUCCGUCAUCCUCACCACCACCGCCCGACGAGCGACGUGCCUCCUCCUCCGGCUCCAGUUUCUGCGAGAUCUGUAACAAGGAGCUCUGUAACAAGUACUUCAUGAGGACGCACAUGCAGCGCAUGCACGGCAUCUCACUGGAGAGCGGCACGCAGCUGGGCGGCGUCACGUGCGAUAUCUGCCACAAGGAGCUGUGCAGUAAGUACUUCCUACGCGUACACAAGCAUAACACGCACGGCAUCCCCGCGCCGCCCGCGCCAGCCAGCACCUCGCCAGCCGAGCCGUGCCCGCUGUGCGCGCGCCGCUUUCGUGGCCCGCGGGCCCUGCGCGCCCACCUGCUCGCAGAACAUGCUCCGCCUGCCCGACCGCCGCCUCCGCCGCCGCGACCACUCGAUCUCCUCGCGAGAGACAAACCCUACGCGUGUUCCUACUGCCCCUUCACCACCGACGUGCUCGCGUUCCUGUUCGCGCACGAGCGCGCGCACGCUCAGCAGCAAGCGAACGAGAUCGCCCAGGAUAACGGGAGCGAGACGAACGUCGGCGAGGUUGAGACCGAAAGCGGCUCCGGGGAGGCGAUGGAAGCGUCCGAGGCUGACGGCGACGCGCAGUAUUCGUGCUCCCGCUGUGAGUUCCGGGCGGAGGGCUUUGCGGCGCUGGAAGCGCACCUACGCGCGGCUCAUGGCGGCGCGGGCGCGCUGCUGGCGGUGCCACGUGCGCCGCAGGCUCCACUCACGAUGCAGCCCUUCGUGGUGGAGGAGGCGGGCGGCGCGCUCAGCCUGGUGCCGGCGCUAGUGUUCCUGCCGGUGCGGCGCCGCGCCACGCGCCGCGCCACCGUGACGCUGACGCUGACGCCGGCCUAG
Pectinophora gossypiella (pink bollworm) is the source of this 1866-nucleotide messenger RNA. RefSeq names its product zinc finger protein 628-like. Lineage: Eukaryota; Metazoa; Arthropoda; Insecta; Lepidoptera; Gelechiidae. The transcript has a single exon. Bases 1 to 1866 code for a protein of 621 amino acids. The record is from RefSeq and is a predicted model, not a curated record.